Molecule: messenger RNA, 696 nt
Organism: Geodia barretti
Lineage: Eukaryota; Metazoa; Porifera; Demospongiae; Tetractinellida; Geodiidae
Source: the annotation of a GenBank genome assembly
AUGGUGUUCAAGGGCACGGAACGCCGGCCCGACCCCGUCGACAUCAGCGCGCAGAUCGAGUCCACUGGCGGAAUGAUAAACGCCGGUACUGAGCAGGAGCGGCUGACAGUCUACUGGUGCAAGCUAAGACUCGAGUACAAGAAGACCGAACAGCUUCACUUGUCCAUAGCUCUUCCGGGCCUCGCUCUCGACGAUCCAGACAUCUACGCACUUGAUCUCCUGAGCGUGAUUCUGGGCGAGGGUAUGAGCAGCAGGCUAUUCGUAGAGUUGCGCGAGAAUCGGGGCCUGGCUUACGACGUGCAUAGCGGAGUCUCCCACUUCCGGGACACUGGCGCAUUCAUCAUAAGCGCAGGUGUCGAUCCGGCGAGCGCCUACGAGGCCGGUCCGGCGAUACUCGAGCAGGUGGCAUCUGUCCGCGACUCGAUAGACGAGCGGGAGGUAGAACGGGCCAAACAACUGGUGGCCGGUCGCCUAAUGCUCCGAAUGGAAGACACCCGCGCGGUGUCAGCCUGGAUGGGUAGUCAGGAGAUGGUCCGCGGCGAAAUGCUCGAUGUGGACCACGUCGUUCAACGGGUAGAGGCUGUGACUUCCGAGGAUCUCUGUGCCGAGUGGCUUCCCAGAAUCUGGUCGAUGACCACCUCAACCUUGCGGUCGUGGGGCCAUGCCGGGGCCAUAAGCGCCUGUCGAGGCUCCUGA